Molecule: messenger RNA, 1609 nt
Organism: Chenopodium quinoa (quinoa)
Lineage: Eukaryota; Viridiplantae; Streptophyta; Magnoliopsida; Caryophyllales; Amaranthaceae
Product: transmembrane protein 64-like
Exons: 5
Coding region: 391-1368 (325 amino acids)
Source: RefSeq, a predicted model, not a curated record
AAAAAAAUCAAACCCAAAUUAUUCCCCCAAAAUUUUCAAAAUUAGCAACAUUGAAAAAUGAAAAUUCAAAAGAUUUAUUAUAUGACGUGUAACAACAUUCGUUCUCCCCCACACGCAUGGGAACAGUCAGUCAAGUACCGUUGGCACGCCUAAGCUGCCUAAGCUAAGUAAUUAAUCUUUGCUUUCCUUCUUUUCUUCCUCCAUUUUUCCGAUUCUCUACUCCUGAACAACCUUCUUCUUCCUCUAAUUUUCAUCAAAUUCACUAACUCAACAACUAUUUUUCCGAUCAACUGAGUGAACUUCGAGCUCUAACUGCCGAUUUCUUUGCCGGAUUUUUCGGGUGCAUCCCUAAUUUUUGUGGGUUAUUUUUGAUCUUGAGAUCUCAUUGAGAUGCCAAACUCGUUGGAGUUAGCUAAGCAUGAGACAGAUGUUGGACCUGCUAUAAGAGAAGACAGUGAAUAUGUAAGUCUGGUGACAUCUGAUUUAACUAAGAGGACUGAAGCUGGGGUCUUACAUUCCCAGGCUGAAGUCAGAUCGAAGUCCUUAGCCUGGUGGAUCAAAGCCUUGAUACUAUUCAGUACUUCUGUAGCAUGUGUUCUUGUAUUAUUAAAAUGGGGAGUUCCAUUUGUUUUUGAGAAGAUUCUUCUUCCAAUGAUGCAAUGGGAAGCCACUGCCUUUGGUCGUCCAGUACUUGCUUUGGUGCUUGUUGCUUCUUUGGCAAUCUUCCCUGUACUUUUGAUCCCUUCCGGACCUUCCAUGUGGCUAGCAGGCAUGAUCUUUGGUUAUGGUCUAGGCUUUGUGAUAAUCAUGGUUGGAACAACUAUUGGGAUGAUUCUUCCAUAUGCAAUUGGAUUGCUGUUCCGGGAUAGAAUCCAUCAAUGGUUAAAUAGAUGGCCAGAUAAGGCUGCUAUGCUGCGAUUGGCUGCAGAAGGCAGUUGGUUUCAUCAGUUUCGUGUGGUCGCAAUCUUUAGGGUUUCACCAUUUCCUUAUACUAUAUUCAACUAUGCAAUUGUGGUGACAAAUAUGAGAUUUUGGCCGUAUCUGUGGGGAUCAAUUGCUGGAAUGGUGCCAGAAGCUUUUAUAUACAUAUACAGUGGCCGAUUGAUAAGGACAUUUGCUGAUGUCAAGUACGGGAAUCAUCAUCUAACAUGGGUGGAGAUUGUGUACAAUAUAAUCUCCCUCAUCGUUACUAUACUCACCAUUGUUGCUUUCACUAUGUAUGCCAAGAGAGCCUUAGAUGAACUUAAGAUGGCAGAUGCUAAGGAAGACCGAGAAGGAGGUUCAUCAACCCAUGAUUUCCGGAUACAAAUGGACAGUCUUCCGCUCGAGAGACCCAGACAUCAAGAUCUGACAUCUUACAAUUCUUAAUGUAGGCAGCAAAGAUAAGUUUAGCUUUGUAAAUAAGGAGUUGCUAAAUUGGGGUACAAGGGGAUGAAAUGUUUGUAUAUCACAGAAUGUAUCAUCAUACGCACAUUGUUAACAUGAGAUAAUGCGUCUAAUCUUAUUCUCAUGUGUAUUAAGUGUUUUCUUUUUUUCUUUUUUUUUUUGGCCUGUUGAUUUAACAUAAUGGUGCAUACUAAUUUUUUAAUCCAAUUUUUCAUUACUAGUU